CCUGUUGAGCAUGUAGCGGCGUAUAAACUUAGAUGCAUGGUGGAGGUUAAAUAUAGACCCGAGUGUUGGCUCAGCUGAGGGGAGACGUGGGGAGGCUGAGGGAAGGUGUCAGUACGUGGUGCCAGUAAGCGUCUUGCAGUGUCCUUAGUUACCACCGCGAGUAUCCUGCCUCAUGUAGCUGACCACGUGCUCCUCGCUUCUCUCUCACACCGGCCUCUCACCACGGUGAUUCAGGAGGUGGUUGGUGUCUGGAGCAGCACUGAACACCUGAAUAACAAACACAACAGCCAUGGCGGCGGCCUACGAGGAGUUCCUGAGGAGGAUGCAGGAAGGGAUGAUGAUGAGGAGUGGAGGAGUGGCUGAGGACAAAGGAAAGGAACUGGAACAGCCCUCGUCGCCCCCACCACUCAUAGAUCACCAACAGCAGGAGCAGCAGCAGCAAUAUCAGCAGCAACAGCAACAGCCUCAAGAACAACAACAGCAGCAGCAACAUCAACAACCGCAACAACAGCUGUCAUCUUCCCCGACCUUUAAGGAGCUGUAUGAUUACAUAUGUCAGGAAAUCCGCUCCUCGGGCACCUUGGACGCCGUGAUGCAAGAGUUCCAGGACCUGAGGACUGACCUGCAGCGCGUGACUUACGUGGCGCAGCGCGGCGAGAUGCGAGCACUGCGGUUUGAACAGAGCUACAGCAGGAAGAGUGAGGAGGAGGCAGUCAGCUUUGAGCAAAUUUACGACACGCUCAUCGCCAACGAGGCCUCGGCAGCGAAAGCCUUGGAGGUCAUGAAGAAGUGCAUCCAGAAGACACCACCGGGGAACAUCACAGCCCUCGCCGUGCGGUACAUGAAAAGAGGCUGGGCGUCGCUUCUGCUGGAGUACUUCGAGGCGGCAGAGGCGGACGCUAAGAUCAGUUUGUCCUUCGACUGUCCAGAGGAAUUGAUGUGGAAUUCCUACGAGAUCUUGGGGUACUGCAGGGCGCGCAUCCACGACUACAAGGCGGCGAAUACUUAUUUCAGCAGAGCACUAGAGAACCUGCGGAGAGGUGCCGUGAGCAAUGAGGUGAAGGCCACGGCGGCUGCGAGGAUCAUGGCAGUGUUCAAGACGGUAAAGGACAAGAAGAACAAGAAGAGCGGCGCCGACAAGCCAGACGAGACUAAGAAGCCAUUCCCGCCCAUCCCCCAGCUGAGCUACGGCCCCAACAAGAGGUUCCCCAGCGCCUCCUCCGCCCUCAGCUUCGUGACCAUGGAAGGCAAAGGCCGCUGCACUGUGGCCAAGAGAGACAUCAAGCCUGGAGACGUGCUGAUGGUGGACUCCCCUUUUUGCACGAUGAUCAACCCUUCCUUCUUGGACACUCACUGCUUCCACUGCUUCGCCGGCGUCGCCACCCCCACGCCCUGCGCCUCCUGUGCUAAGGUGUGGUACUGUGGGGAGGCCUGCAGGGAGGCGUCCUGGGCCAGCGUGCACCAAGCAGAGUGUCACGUGCUCGACUACCUGCUGGAUGUCAACAUUGGCAAGCUGGCUCUUCUUUCCUUCAGAGUGCUGACGACCGUGACAUGGCCUGGCCUGCAGCGCAUGCGUCAGUCCAUAGAGACCCUGGCCGAGGCAGAGGCAGAGGUGAAAGAUGAGCCGCAGAAGGAAAUGGAGGAGGAGGCUCAGGAAGGAAAGUCAGCUGAACACCAUCCCCUUCAGUGGCAGGGAAAGUACCUGGCUCAAGAUUACCGCACUGUGUUGCACCUCACGUCCAACGCAGACAAGCGCAGCUUCGGGGACAUGUUCAAGCGGUCUGUGACUGCUGUAUACCUCGCCCACUGUCUCAAAAUCUCCGGCUUCUUCGGCAGCCAGGAUGUGGAGGAAGACGACAUGAGCUUCGUGGCCAGCGUGCUCCUCAGGCACCUGCAGGGAGGCUCCUGCAACGCUUACGAGAUCAGCGAGCUGGAGGUGAGCGGUGAGGGUUUGUCCGGCGGCAAGUUGCAGGAGGUGGGCGGCGCGCUCUACACAACGAUCUCUCUCACUAACCACUCCUGUGUAGCUAAUGUCGCCCGCUACAGCAUCGGUGACAAGUGUGUGCUGAGGGCGCUGGUUCCCAUCCCUCGAGGCGGUGAGGUGCUGGACAAUUACGGCUUCUUCUUCCACAGCAGCACUGUCAACGAACGGCAGGAGGUGCUGCUCAAUCAGUACAAGUUCAGGUGCGAGUGCCGGGCUUGUGCCGAGCUGUGGCCGCUGUACCCGCACCACACGUCAGAGAUCCUCAUAUUCCACUGUCCUUCCCCCGGCUGCUACAGUCCCUGCUCCUACUCCACCAGCAGCCGCACUGCCUGCAACGUGUGCGGCAACCAGCAACAGUACGCCAAGCUGAUGCACGACAUGGAGCAGCAACUGAAGCAUUACAACGAUCUGCUGGCUCAGGUGAGGAAGGGAACCACCGCCAACACCUUGCCGCAGCUUCUCUCUCACUCGACCUUUAUGACCCGCCACGUCGUGCCUCCCGUGAAGCACUACACGGACCUGCAAGAGGUGAUCAAACGGUGCUACAUCCUACAGGGAAACAUAUUUCGCCCUUGCCAGGCAGCGACGCCGGUUGAGGUGCAGCAGCGCUCCGCCCCGCGACUCAGACCCAGCAAGAGGGAGGUGGUGCUGCCUCGCUAAUAUGCUUUCGUGGCAGUGGCCGAGCUCCGGUCAAGGAGUAACACCAUAGGCCACAAUAUGAACACCUUCAUGUGAUGACAAGGUUAGUGCAUCCUGUUCCCUUCCAGUCCUGGAUCGUUAAAGCAUCCCGACGAGAUUUAAGCAUUUCCCAUGGUUGGGUUGACGUGUACAGUUACCCAUUGCAGUAUUGCAGCGAAAUUUCCCGAUAUGAAGCUUAAGUUCCUUCCUCGGGUUACAAGUCAAGUCAUUGGUAUCAAACUAAGAAUACAAGCGACAUAUAACACCUAGCCUAAUGUAAGUCUUGUUGGUAAAUGUAUUAGGUAAUUCUAUGCUUGUAAUUGAUAUUCUACAGGAACUAAAGCUUGUUUUCGA
Scylla paramamosain (green mud crab) is the source of this 3016-nucleotide messenger RNA. RefSeq names its product SET and MYND domain-containing protein 4-like. Lineage: Eukaryota; Metazoa; Arthropoda; Malacostraca; Decapoda; Portunidae. Gene Ontology annotation, cellular component: cytoplasm; nucleus. Gene Ontology annotation, molecular function: histone deacetylase binding. The record is from RefSeq and is a predicted model, not a curated record. Bases 290 to 2644 code for a protein of 784 amino acids. The transcript is spliced from 7 exons.